UCCAAACACCACACUCGCCACCUCGGUCUUCACAGCAACAAACACACAGACAAACCAACUCACCAUGGCUCGCGUUUUCUACGUGCUGUUGUCCGCCGCCUUGGUAGCCGUCGCCUACGGUUUGCCUAUGGAAACACCCAGACAGCCGGACGCUCCGGACUCUGCCAACGAGCUGUCCAUAGUGGAACAACUGCAGCAUAUCAUGGAGAAACGCGAUGUCUCCUUGGACGUUGCCGGAGCCACCGUCGUCGUGUCGCCCAGAAAAGUCGAGGAUAACGAAUUGGGACUGACGUUGAGGCUGCCAAGUUCAGCCGAGCCCAGAAGCAAACGGCACAAGCUGAGAAAAAUUCUCGUGCCCAUCAUGGUGUUCAUCAUGCUCAAGGCUCUCACACUGAUCCCGUUGGCCAUCGGCGUGUUGGGUUUGAAGGCAUGGAACGCGUUGCAGCUGUCGUUCUUCUCGUUUGUCAUCAGCAUCGGACUCGCCAUUUUCCAGCUGGUGAGGAAGGCGGCCGAAUCUCCUCCAGCCCUUACCGCCCAUGAUGCCGGUAUCUAUGGCGCUCCUGCCGCACACUAUGCCAGGAGCAUCCAAGAAAAUAGCAACGCUCACGAAAUGGCCUACGCCAACCAGCUCAGAUAGACGCCGCGAAUCGAAUUUCUCGCGACACUAUGCUGAAAAUGGGCCCGGAUGACGUCCUGUGAACACCGAAAGAAUAUUUCAAUAUUUAUUUAUUUAUUAUUAUUGUUUUUGCUUAAGUAACUUAAUUCAGAUAUUGUAAAUAGUAUAUUCAAAUUUAUGUACACCACUCUUGCGCGAGUGACUGUUGAUAGAUUAUACAACAAUUUUAUCAAUCAAAA
Molecule: messenger RNA, 855 nt
Organism: Adelges cooleyi (spruce gall adelgid)
Lineage: Eukaryota; Metazoa; Arthropoda; Insecta; Hemiptera; Adelgidae
Gene: Osi19
Exons: 4
Coding region: 65-637 (190 amino acids)
Source: RefSeq, a predicted model, not a curated record